Molecule: messenger RNA, 3721 nt
Organism: Jatropha curcas
Lineage: Eukaryota; Viridiplantae; Streptophyta; Magnoliopsida; Malpighiales; Euphorbiaceae
Product: Leucine-rich receptor-like protein kinase family protein
Biological process (GO): protein phosphorylation
Molecular function (GO): ATP binding; receptor serine/threonine kinase binding; protein kinase activity
Source: RefSeq, a predicted model, not a curated record
CAAAAUACAACAACUGGACCAACUUUUCUCCUUCUCCAAUUAUCUUUGUCUCUAUUUCUUCUCUGCAGAUUCUCUCCUUCUCUUCCCUUUCCCUCUAUCUUCCAGAAAUAAUAAUUAAAGCUCCUUUUCUGUUUCUUGAUCAUCAUUCUCAGUUCCCAAACAUUUGCUUUCCUCGGAAAUGAAUUCCCUUUCUUUUUCUUGGGCUGAUUCCUACUAUUCUCUUCCUUUCUUGGAAACCAAAUCCUAUUUAUUCUUUCUUUGAGUUUCUUACUUUCUCCCAUCCAAGAAGCCUGCUGUUUUUCCUUCGAGAAUUCAACUUUCUUUUUCUUUUUUCUUUUUUCUUUUCUCCUCAAGAAAAGAAAAGGAACAACAGAAAGAUACUAUAAUUUUCUAUUUUCAGCUACAAAAGUUUACGUUUCUAAAGAAAUUCCAGUUUCCAUUGUCUUUUAACAGAAACAAGAACCUGCCUUUUCCUUAUUCAUCACAAGAAUUGCAUUUCUGCAGGACUAUAAAAAUAAUGGAAAUCAAGAAAUUGACGCGACUCCAAUUUUCAGCUUGUUGGUAAUCAUGGCAACAACUGAAUGAACAGUUUAGCUAGAUAGCUAAUUUUCAGUUUUCUAAAUGGGUAGAAACUGUUUUCUUUCUUUUCAAUUCCUUUCAUUUCUUUCCUUCGUUUACUUCUCAAUUUUCUUGCCUACUUUUGGUUUGAACAUUGAGACUCGGGCCUUGCUUCAAUUGAAAAAACAGCUUAAAGACCCUUUAAAUGUUCUGGAAUCUUGGAAAGAAUCGGAUUCUCCAUGCAAUUUUUCUGGAAUCAAUUGUGAUCCCAUAACAGGGAAAGUGACUACGAUUGCACUUGACAACAAAUCUCUUUCUGGUGAGAUUUCAAAUUCCAUUUCUGAACUUAAAAGCCUCACUACCCUUUCAUUGUCUAGUAAUUAUCUAUCUGGAAAGCUUCCUCAGGAGAUUGUUAAUUGCAGCAAUCUUAGAUUAUUAAACCUGUCAGUAAACCACAUGGUUGGAGUUUUACCUGAUCUGUCUUCUUUAAAAAAGUUCGAGAUUCUUGAUUUGGCAUUGAAUUACUUCUCCGGCAGAUUUCCUACUUGGGUAGGAAAUCUAACAGGACUUACCAUUCUUUCUAUAGGGCAAAAUGAAUACGAUGAGUGUCAAAUUCCUGAAAGUAUUGGAAAUUUGAAGAAUUUGACUUUGUUGUUUCUAGCAGACUGUCAUUUAAGUGGAGAAAUUCCAGAAUCCAUUUCCCAACUCACAAAUCUUGAAACCUUUGAUAUGUCAAGAAACAAGAUUUCAGGGGAAUUCCCAAAAUCAAUUUCCAAGUUGCAAAAACUUUCCAAGAUUGAGUUCUUUCACAACAACUUGACUGGGGAGAUUCCACAAGAGCUUGCAAACCUUACUCUUUUGCGUGAAUUUGAUGUAUCUUCGAAUCAAAUGUAUGGAAAAAUUCCUGAAGGAAUUGGUAAUUUGAAGAACUUGGUUGUUUUCCAGUUAUACGACAACUUCUUCCAUGGAGAACUACCGGCUGGUUUUGGAGAUAUGAAGAAUCUUGAUGGGUUUUCAAUUUAUGGAAACAAAUUUUCAGGGGAAUUUCCAGCGAAUUUUGGCCGGUUCUCACCACUAAAGAGUUUCGACAUAUCUGAGAAUCAAUUUUCAGGUUCUUUCCCCAAGUAUUUGUGUGAAGGGAGAAAGUUACAGUACUUAUUGGCUUUAGGAAACAAUUUUUCUGGUGAGUUUCCUGAUUCUUACGCAGAAUGUAAAUCUUUAGAAAGGUUCAGAAUCAAUAAGAACAAAAUGACAGGGCAAUUUCCAGAUGAGUUCUGGGCGUUGCCACUUGUCACUAUACUUGAUUGCAGUGACAAUGAUUUUACUGGUCAUAUUUCCCCCAAGAUUGGAUUAUCUACCAGUUUAACUCAGUUGAUUUUGCGUAACAAUAGGUUUUCUGGUAAGCUUCCAUCAGAAUUAGGCAAGUUGAUGAAUCUGCAGAAGCUUUACUUGAAUAAUAAUGGCUUCUCUGGUGAAAUACCUUCUGAUAUUGGGGCUUUGAAGCAGUUGACAUCUUUGCAUUUGGAGGAAAAUUCAUUUACAGGACCUAUACCAUCAAAACUAAGUCACUGUACUAGAUUGGUGGAUUUAGAUCUUGCUUCAAAUUCUCUAAAUGGACCUAUCCCGCAAGAUAUUUCAUCGAUGAGUUCUUUAAACACGCUCAAUCUUUCGCAGAACAAACUUACUGGUUUGAUUCCGGAGGAUAUAGGGAAACUAAUGCUAAGUUCCAUUGAUUUGACCGCUAACCAAUUAUCCGGAAGAAUUCCUUCAGUUCUUUUGAAUAUGGGUGGUGAUAAAGCAUUUAUGGGGAAUAAUGAGCUUUGCAUUGAUGAAAAUUCCAAAACUGUUAUGAAUUCUGAGUUGAAUGUUUGUGCGAAAAAGAACAGUCAAGAAAGAACACUAGGUGAUAAGUCGGUUUUAUUGUCUACCAUCAUAUCUGCAUUGGUUAUUGUUUUAGCUGGUUUACUACUUGUUAGUUACAGGAACUUCAAGAAUGCAGAAAUGGAUUUGGAAGGACAAAAAGAUCCGAAAUGGAAACUCGCAUCGUUCGAUAAGCUGGAUAUUGAUGCAGAUGAAAUAUGUAAAUUGAAAGAGGAAAACUUGAUUGGAAGUGGAGGAACAGGAAAAGUUUAUCGGUUGGAUUUGAAGAGACUUGGUUGCACAGUAGCAGUAAAGCAACUAUGGAAAGGUGAUGGUCUUAAGCUUUUAGCAGCAGAAAUGGAGAUAUUAGGGAAAAUUAGGCAUAGGCAUAUACUUAAACUAUAUGCAAGUUUACUUAAAGGAGGAUCAAGCUUUUUGGUGUUUGAGUACAUGGCAAACGGUAAUCUAUCAGAAGCACUUCAUCGAAGGACUAAAGACGAAAAGCCUGAGCUCGAUUGGCGUCAAAGGUAUAAAAUUGCUUUAGGUGCUGCUAAAGGAAUUGCAUAUCUGCAUCAUGAUUGUUGUCCACCAAUUAUCCAUAGAGAUAUAAAAUCAAGUAACAUUUUACUUGAUGAAGAUUAUGAGCCUAAAAUUGCUGAUUUUGGAGUUGCAAAGCUUGCAAAAAUGUCUUCUUCCAAGAGUUGUGAUAGUAGCUGUCUUGCUGGCACUCAUGGAUAUAUUGCCCCUGAAAUGGCAUAUACUCUAAAAGUGACGGAAAAGAAUGAUGUAUAUAGUCUCGGUGUUGUGCUACUAGAAUUAGUGACUGGUAGAAGAGCUAUUGAAGACGCAUAUGGAGAAGGGAAAGACAUUGUCUACUGGGUUUGGACACAUCUAAAUAAUCGCAAAAAUGUACUCAAAGUUCUUGAUGAAAAGAUUUCUUCUGAAUCUGUUCAAGAAGACAUGAUUAAAGUCUUGAAAAUUGCAAUUCUCUGCACAACAAAGCUUCCGAAUCUGCGACCGACAAUGAGAGAAGUAGUGAAGAUGCUUGUUGAUGCUGAUCCUUGCAGUUUCAGGUCUCCAGACAACAAUUUGGACAAAAAUGAUAAGCUUUUUCUUUGAUGUUUUCUUUAUUGCUAGUUAGUAAUAGUCCAUCUUUCAAGAUCCAUUCUUAAAUAACUCUAAGUUUAUAUGUAUUUGUAUUUAUAUUUGUAUGAUCAAGUGCUUAAUUAGAGGAGUGAAAUUGUGAAUAUAUGUUUUGGUUUGGAAAAAUAAAUAAAAAUCUUAGCUUUGGUUUGCUCCAAUA